AUGUAUCAUAAUUUCACUAACAAGAUAAUACACGAGGGGGAAACAGUAAUACCGAAACGUCAGACCUUGCCUAUCAAUAGCACCUCAUCCGGCGACAAUUUGGUAGCUACUCCCCCAAAGGCAGCCACACCUCUUCGCCUAAAUUCUCCUGGUGAUACGAGUUUCCAUGAUAUGCCUAAAUUGAUUCACAAGUGGACUCGCACCCUUUCCAUUCUUUGUUGUGUGGCAUCACCAGUGCACAAAUUGCUAUUCUGUGGAACUCAGGAUGGUAAGAUUUUAGUAUACGAUUUGUCAGAUUACAGUUUGACUAAGGAGAUAGACGCUGGUGGACAACAACAUCAACCACCAUCGAUAUUAACCAUGUGUUUAAGUAAGGAUGAGAAUUACUUAUUUGUGGCCGGUUCUGAUUCUUUGAUUAAAGUGUUUGAUUUGUCAGGAAACGACUUCCACUGCACCCAUAUCAUAUAUUCACUAGUUGAUAUUGGAGAUAUUUUCUCAAUUGCAUGGUGUGAUGAACUGUCCACGGUUUACAUUGGGGCCCAAAAUGCCUCAAUUGUAUGGUGCAAAUUGUCAUUCGAUAAAAGUUCAUUUACAUCAAGAUCCAAUAUUGAAAGAUUGCCUAGUUUCCGAUAUGAUAAGUUUUUCGACUCAAAGGGACCAGGAGGCUCACAAAAUACACUACAAACUAAGCAUGAAAUUUACAGAAAGAACUCAUCAUCGACUACGAGGAAUUCACCCCAUACAAAACACCUCAAAUUGGUUGAAGCUGGUUCUGAAGAUAUUAUAAGGUUUUCUCAUAAUGGGUAUGUUUACUGUAUGGAUAUUGUCAAUGCAGAAAUUGGUGAUUUUCAUGAACGCAAGUAUCUUAUUUCUGGAGGUGGUGACGGAAGUAUCAAUAUUUGGUCGAUUGAUCCAAGUAAUGGUGGAACGCCGGUCAAAUUGACAAGUUUAGCUAACGAAGAAUCAGUUUUGUCAAUGUCGGUUCAAGGUUCGUUGUUGUAUGUUGGGCUCGGAAACUCCUGUGUCAAUGUAUGGGAUUUGACCACAUUACAAUUAAUUCGAUCAUUUCAUUUCUCAGCUGAAUUAAGAGAACAUCCUCAUUUACAACGAAAUCAUAAUCUUCAUCAGAAGCAACAUCAAGACAAUGAAGUUCUCAGUUUGGCUAUCUACAAUGAUUCCAUCUUUAAAGCAUGUUCUCAUUCCGGAUUAAUUAAAUUGGCCAUGAAGAGUAAAAAUGUUUCAUUACAUGAUAGUAUUCUCAUGAGUGUUGAAGAAGAAGAUGGGAUAAUAAACACCGUCACCGUGUUUACUAUUGAUUCAGUCACAUACUUGCUUUCAGGGGGAAACAAAUCACUUUGUUUAUGGGACAUCACUCGGUCUACCCCGAUACAGGAAGAUCGCACACCCCCAGUUAUUUCUCUUGCUGACAAAUUAUCUAAUGAUAAUUUACUUUCUACCUUGAAGAAGUAUAUUUCCUAUCGAACAAUUUCAAAAAACCCUCAAUUAUACCUUGAAGACAGUCGACACUGUGCCCAGUUCCUUUCACGAUUACUUGUUGAUUUAGGCGCAUAUCAAACGAGAUUAUUACCUGUGCAUAAUGGUAAUCCUAUAGUGUUCUCUGUAUUUACCAAGAACGAUAGUCUGGUACUGCAACUGGAAUUAAAUAAGAAAGUUAGAUUGUUAUGGUAUGCCCAUUAUGAUGUUGUUGAUGCUACUAAUCACGAAGCCGAAGAUUGGGCCACUGAUCCAUUCACCAUGACUGCUCGAGAUGGGAACUUAUAUGCUCGUGGUGUAAGUGAUAACAAAGGUCCUACGUUAGCUGCGAUAUACAGUGUUGCUGAAUUAUACCAAAAGCAAGAGUUGAGUUGUGAUGUCGUGUUCAUUAUUGAAGGUGAAGAAGAGUGUGGUUCGUUUGGGUUCCAACAGGCCAUUCAUGAACAUCGUCUGAUGAUUGGCGAUAUUGAUUGGAUUGUCUUGUCGAAUUCGUACUGGUUAGACGAUAAUACUCCAUGUUUGAAUUAUGGAUUACGUGGGGUUAUCAAUGCGUCUGUGAUAAUUAAAUCGGAUAAACCCGAUCGUCAUUCUGGGGUUGAUGGUGGUGUUCUGAAGGAACCGACUAUGGACAUGAUGCAUGUGUUGGGACAAUUGAUGGACCCUGUGACAAGUCAAAUCCAAUUAGACCAUUUCUAUGAUGAUAUUUUGCCAAUGUCACAAACUGAACUGGGGCUAUACGAGAAGAUUCAUGAUGUAAUCCACACCACGUCAAGUACCCUUAUUCGCAAGUGGCGAGAACCUUCAUUGACCAUUCACAAAAUCCAAGUUUCGGGGCCAAAUAACAACACAGUUAUACCCCAAGUUGCCAAUGCCACCAUCUCAAUUCGUAUUGUCCCUAAUCAAGAUUUAGCUACGAUAAAACAACAGCUAAUCAAUAAGUUGCAGAGUUCAUUUGAUAGACUCCAAUCAGAGAACUCCAUCCAGAUCAAUAUCUUCCAUGAGGCAGAACCAUGGUUAGGUGACCCUACAAACAAAGUAUAUUCGUUGUUGUACGAAAAGAUGCAGACUCAUUGGCAGCAGGAGCCGCUUUUCAUUAGAGAAGGUGGGUCGAUUCCGUCAAUUAGGUUUUUAGAAAAGUGUUUCAAUGCACCUGCAGCACAGAUUCCCUGUGGACAAGCGAGUGAUAAUGCACAUUUAAACGAUGAAAAAUUGAGGAUUAUCAAUUUGUUCAAAUUACGAUUGAUUUUAACGGACACUUUUAAAGAAUUGGGAAGACAGUAGAGUAUUUAGCUCUGCACAUUGUAUAGUCAGUUUACCGAACAAAUAAAAAAUGUCAAUAUUAUUUAAUUAUAUAAAUACGAGAAAAUUCCUUUCGUAUAAAAAGGAAAAAAAAAAAACUUACACACCAGCAAAAAGAGAGUCGAGUUCUUCUUUUUGUAAGAUCGGCUAAUAUAACAUAUUCUACAUAAAUCAGUGGAUCGAAUUAGUCGGUUCAUAUCGUCAAUUGUUUGAUAUGUGCGUUGGUGUUUGGGAUCGCUGUCGACGUCGAGAUCUUCAAAAUUGAUCAAAUCAUAGUCUUUCUCGUGCCAAAUCCAGGCAAAAUGAGGUGCCGAUGUCGAUGUUAGUGUUGAUGAGGAUGAAGUUGAGCUGGAAUUUGUGUCGGAGGACAGUUUCACGUUGGUUAAGGUGGUGUUGGAAAGUCCUUCUUGUUCCGUGUUCAAUUGUGCUAAUAUAUCCAAUACUUCCUGACAUGCUAGCUUAUCGUGGAAUGUCGGCACCAUUGAAUGGUAGGUUCUAUCGGUUGAUUGUUGGGUGAUGGGAAAAUUGGCAAAAAUGUUGUAUUUCGCCUUUGUUAGCUCUAUCCCCGUUGAUAUACAGCUGAACUCGGCGAAUUUCUGAAGCGAUUUGUUGAAACAGAAAACAGUCUGGAAUCUCCCCGAAUACAUUGAUGGAUAUUUUAGCUUGGAGAUAGUGUAAUUAUCAAGAAAUACGAUGGAAGAUUGCGGAAUGUUGAAGUGUUUGAUGAUGAUUAGUAUUUCAUUGAUUUCUUUACGGAUGUCAUUGAGAAGAAUGAGGGUUUUGGAAUUGGCAGAAUUCAAGUGCACUUUAUUCAAAUUGUUAUAAAAUGGAAGAAGAAUUUCUGUCACGAAACAUACAUCGUGUAUACUUAUAUUUUGAGGUAUAGGUAUCAACAAUUGAUGUGGGACAUCGAGGAAUUCUUGUAAUCCUCCAUCAAGGUCUUUUCCAUAGACCAAAUGGCACUCGCACGACUCUUCGAGAUGUUGAUUUUCCAAUUUGCAAGUUGUAUAAGGAAACACCAAAUAUUUCUGCUUUGGGUUAUACGCCAAUACUGAUUCGAUGCUUGGAGGAAUCGAACUAAUCUUGACUACCAUACCUUUUCCGGGCACAACCACGUCGCAGUCAUCAAUGAAAUCGAGUUCAUAAUUUAUCCCCGUCAUUUUUAUCUUUACAGUUAUUUUCUCCUGGUAUGAGCUAGGAUGGGUCUUGGCGACCUCAUUAACCCGUGGGAACACUAUUGACUUCCUGAGCUUCUUGGUUUUAGGAUCAUAUAGUCGUUUAAUGGGUAGUUGUGUCACCAUGGUGUACUGGAUUAUUGUUGUUUGUGAACACAUGCGUGUGAUCGUCUAGCAAAAAAAAAAGGUCGUAUUUUACGUCUGUUAUAAGAGAACAGUCGAGCUAAACGAAACCAAGCGUAAUUUCAAAAAUAGCCUCCGAGAGUGAAAUGUUGGAAAGACGGGUGGCGGAGAUCAGGAAUUUAAGCAAGCGUGCAGAAAAGGGGUGGCAGGGUACGAUUUAAAAUUCUUUGUUUAGCAUUCUGUAAUAAUAAUUUGUUGUUCGUAAACCCUGUCAGAUAUAGAGUUUUCCUGUUUUUGGGUAAAUAAUAAUGUGGUGAUGAUACGCAGGCCAAGCAAUGUUGGUUACCUUGACACCGUGGUAUUUUACGAGUAUUUGCUUACUUACAAGACAGGUUUUGACAUGACUUGAGUUUCACAUUAGAAGAUGUCGUCAAAUGUCAUAUUUUAGCGAGUCCAGACUUAACCGGGAAUUGGCCUAUUCUUGUCUCGUGUUUUAUAGUGGAAUGCUGUUGUGAGGUAGUGUCCCCUUAAAGUAAAGGUACCGAAAUUUUUUUUUAGCUCACUUUUUUUGUGGCACUAAAAACUUUUCCCUAAUUUCUUUGCCGAAUUGGGGAUUGUUGAUAACACACUAAAAAAUUAGUCUAACAAAAUAAUUUAUUAUG
This is a messenger RNA of Spathaspora passalidarum NRRL Y-27907, 4753 nucleotides long. Its product is annotated as glutamine amidotransferase subunit. The transcript has 2 exons. The coding region runs from base 1 to 2775 and encodes 924 amino acids. Lineage: Eukaryota; Fungi; Ascomycota; Pichiomycetes; Serinales; Debaryomycetaceae. Gene Ontology annotation, biological process: proteolysis; glutathione catabolic process. Gene Ontology annotation, molecular function: peptidase activity; protein binding. The record is from RefSeq and is a predicted model, not a curated record.